GUGCUAUCGUAAACGUCUCUAUUUCGAGAUUGUUUGGGUCUAUGGCAGCAGCAAACCUAACAUAAACCAAAUAUUUUAGCAUCCUGUUAGAAUACCCCAAAAGACAGACGAAAUGAGAGAGAUCAUUUCCAUUCACGUUGGUCAGGCAGGAGCUCAAAUCGGUAAUUCUUGCUGGGAGCUUUACUGUUUGGAACAUGGAAUCCAACCAAAUGGUUAUAUGAGCCCUGAAGUUGCCGCAAGUACCGAAGAGAAUGGAUUUUCAACCUUUUUCGCAGAAACAGGACAAGGAAAAUACAUUCCUAGAAGCAUUUACGUAGACUUGGAACCCAACGUGAUUGAUGAAGUACGCACUGGACCUUACCGGGACCUUUUCCAUCCCGAACAAUUAAUCACUGGUAAGGAAGAUGCUUCCAAUAACUAUGCCCGUGGUCAUUACACUGUCGGGAAGGAGCUCGUCGAUGAUGUUACCGAUAAAAUCCGUCGUAUUGCUGACAACUGCUCUGGUCUCCAGGGUUUCCUCGUUUUUCACUCUUUUGGGGGUGGUACUGGUUCUGGUUUUGGAGCCCUUCUGCUUGAGCGUUUGGCUAUGGAAUACACUAAAAAAUCUAAGCUUCAGUUUUCAGUGUACCCGGCUCCUCAAGUGAGUACAUCCGUUGUGGAACCUUACAAUUCUGUCUUGACAACUCAUGCUACCCUCGAUUUGGCAGACUGCACUUUCAUGGUUGACAACGAGUCUUGCUAUGAUAUUUGCCGUAGAAACCUCGACAUUGAACGUCCUUCUUAUGAGAACCUGAACCGCUUGAUUGCUCAAGUUGUAUCUUCCAUCACAGCAUCUCUUCGUUUUGAAGGCAGCUUAAACGUCGACUUGGCUGAAUUCCAAACCAACUUGGUCCCUUAUCCCCGUAUCCAUUUCCCACUUGUCACCUAUGCUCCUAUCGUGAGCGCGGCCAAGGCCUACCACGAAUCUCACUCUGUCCAAGAAAUCACCAAUCAAUGCUUUGAACCUUACAACCAAAUGGUUAAGUGUGAUCCCCGUGCCGGUCGUUAUAUGGCUACUUGUUUGCUUUAUCGUGGUGAUGUGAUCCCUCGUGAUGUUCAGUCUGCUGUCACAAGCAUCAAAGCUAAGCGCACCAUUCAAUUUGUCGACUGGUGUCCUACUGGCUUCAAGAUCGGUAUUUGCGACCGCCCUCCUCAACAUAUUGAAGGAAGUGACAUUGCUAAGGUUGAUAGAGCUGUAUGCAUGCUUUCCAAUACCACGUCUAUAGCCGAGGCCUGGUCGCGCUUGGAUCACAAAUUUGACCUUAUGUAUAGCAAGCGUGCUUUCGUUCACUGGUACGUCGGUGAAGGUAUGGAAGAAGGUGAAUUUUCCGAGGCACGUGAAGACCUUGCUGCUUUGGAACGUGAUUAUGAAGAAGUUGGUCAGGACUCUAUGGAGGCUGAUUACAUGGAAGAGGAAUAUUAAUCGUAACGAUGAACCUGUAAUAUUUAUCCUAAAAAAUUGUCGUCUUUUCUUUUUAAAAAAAUAAGCAAAAAAAAAAGAAAAAACCUGUAUCUAAACGCUGUCUAUGUUCGUUCAUUUUUCCCAUACAUUUUACAUUUAUUUUUUUAUUUACUGUUGGUAUUCUAUAAAAGUUUGCUAAGUGAUUCGCACAGACGUUUCCAAACAAAAGGUUGCUCGUCGCCGCUACAAUUUUCUGUUCCUUCUGGUUCCAGUCAUUGCUUGUUUAUAAGAUGCAAUGAUUCCUUUGCAUAGAAGCAAUCUUUACAUGUUUCUCCUUCUUUUAUAAGUUGAUAUUGCUAUCCAUCAACUCCUUCUCUUUUUGUCGUAUGGCUCUUUACAAAAGCACAAGUAUAGUAUUCGUUCUUUGUGAUUUUCUCAUUAGUCUACAAAAUGGUAUUCAAAACAUUCCCUAAAUCUAUCUCGCUCCUUCCUGUUGUAGUGACAUCAUGAAACUAUCCUUAGCAAUUAUGUUCAAAAUGCAUAUUCUAGCCCAAAAUAAAAGAAAUAUCAAGCCGUACUUUCAUUGCUUCACUUAUAAAACUGAUCUUACAUA
This is a messenger RNA of Schizosaccharomyces cryophilus OY26, 2054 nucleotides long. Its product is annotated as tubulin alpha 2. Gene Ontology annotation, biological process: mitotic cell cycle; microtubule cytoskeleton organization; nuclear migration by microtubule mediated pushing forces. The record is from RefSeq and is a predicted model, not a curated record. Gene Ontology annotation, cellular component: cytoplasm; spindle; nucleus. Bases 113 to 1462 code for a protein of 449 amino acids. NCBI's taxonomy places the organism in Eukaryota, Fungi, Ascomycota, Schizosaccharomycetes, Schizosaccharomycetales, Schizosaccharomycetaceae. Gene Ontology annotation, molecular function: structural constituent of cytoskeleton; GTP binding. The transcript has a single exon.